AUAAUAAUAAUUUUUUAUCUAUCAUUAAUAAUUAUAAUCAUUAUUUUAAUAUUAAUAAUCUUAAUUAAUUUUUUAUCUAUAAAAAUAUUAAUCGAUCGUGAGAAAAGUAGGCCCUAUGAGUGUGGAUUUGAUCCAAAAAAUAAUUCUCGUAUACCAUUUUCAUUACAUUUCUUCUUAAUUGCUUUAAUUUUUUUAAUUUUUGAUAUUGAAUUAACAUUACUCUUACCAAUUAUUUUCUCAUUAAAAUUUUCAAAUAUUUUUAGAUUAUUUUACUCUAUUAGUUUUUUCUUGGUUAUUCUUUUACUAGGAUUAUUUCACGAAUGAAAAUUAGGGGCAUUAGAAUGAUCAAACUAA
Cylas formicarius (sweet potato weevil) is the source of this 354-nucleotide messenger RNA. Lineage: Eukaryota; Metazoa; Arthropoda; Insecta; Coleoptera; Brentidae. The record is from the annotation of a RefSeq genome assembly.